This is a messenger RNA of Aspergillus steynii IBT 23096, 791 nucleotides long. RefSeq names its product 40S ribosomal protein eS26. Lineage: Eukaryota; Fungi; Ascomycota; Eurotiomycetes; Eurotiales; Aspergillaceae. Gene Ontology annotation, cellular component: cytosolic small ribosomal subunit; ribosome. The coding region runs from base 15 to 374 and encodes 119 amino acids. The record is from RefSeq and is a predicted model, not a curated record. Gene Ontology annotation, molecular function: mRNA binding; structural constituent of ribosome. The transcript is spliced from 4 exons. Gene Ontology annotation, biological process: translation.
AGAAAUCCGUCAAGAUGGUCAAGAAGAGGGCGAACAACGGUCGUAACAAGAACGGCCGCGGCCACGUCAAGCCCGUGCGCUGCUCCAACUGCGCUCGCUGCGUCCCCAAGGACAAGGCCAUCAAGAGAUUCACCAUCCGCAACAUGGUUGAGUCCGCUGCCAUCCGUGAUAUCUCCGACGCCUCCGUCUUCACUGACUACGCCGUCCCCAAGAUGUACCUGAAGCUGCAGUACUGCGUCUCCUGCGCUAUCCACGGCAAGAUUGUUCGUGUCCGUUCCCGGGAAGGCCGCCGCAACCGUGCCCCUCCUCCCCGUAUCAGGUACAACAAGGACGGCAAGAAGCUGGCUCCCCCUCAGGCCAACAAGGCUUUGUAAGGAAGGUUAAAACAGAGAAGAAAAAUGGAAUGAUUUUUUAAAAGGCUUCUGUGUUGCUUCUUUUCGUUUCUUUUUUUAAACUUGAACAAACUUUCUUACGUGGUUCAAAUGGAAUGAAUGGGUUUCAGUUUCGGGGUCGAAGGCUUGCAUGACGGGUCGUCCGUGGGCAGGAGACGAUAUUAAAACCAAACAAAGACAUUUUAAGCAUCGCUUGUCCACUAUGAGCAAGGUAAUGAGUAUUCCCCCGUGGAAAACUCGGGGCGGUCUGGGAGGACUCUGUCCCGGCGGACUGGUUUCCCUCUUCUGCCAUUUGCCUAUCCUGAGGCCUUUUGUGUAUGUACCAUGAUGGAUAACUUUGGCGACAAGAGGACUUCCUCGCCGAGUUGACGACUGAAAAAGAAAAUGACAAGAUUAUGG